AUGGCGAGCAAGUGGAGGCUGAAUAAGACCGAAGAGAAGCAGCUGAGACAAGAAGGUGAUGAAAUCAUCAAAAGCCAGAAGCUUGCUGAAGGAAUAUCUGAGGAAGAUGCAGAAAAAGCCAAGAAUGACCUGAUUACUGAACGGACUCAUGAGCUGAAGAAGAUGAAGGCAGACAAUGCUGCAGCUAAGAAGGCUCAGACUCCCCAGUCAAAGGCCAAAGCUAAAGCUAAACCAAUCUCUGCCAGUGUUCAUCCGACCCCCCCGACGGACAGUGUGAAUCAUGAUUACUAUGACCGCUCGCUGGCGGCUUUGCAAACCAUUCAGAACCACAAGGUCUUUGCAAGAGUGGAAGAAGAAUCGCCGCUGGACAUCACAGGCAAGAAGAUGAGUGGUGUUCAGGCUGUCUUCAACAAUGACGAGGCCAAGCUGGCACUGAGUGGGGGGAAGGCUUACAGGGCGGCCUGCAACAUGUUCUGGCCCGACAUUGUGACCAGCUCUAGCCCAGGUGUUGAGCUGCUUGGCACUGUGCCGGUGGGGGUCCGGUCUCCAAAUGGCCAAUGGCAGCCAAACAGCAACUCUGAAGAGGAUCGACGCAACUUCAUCUUCAACCCUGCCAAUGAAGACAAGGUGGGUUUCAAUGAGUCUUCUUGCCCUAUGUUCUUGAAGGAGAAGGGAAAGCUGUGGGCUUGGAUCUUUGGCUCCGCUGAGAAGUACCCUGAGCCCCUGCCAUGGGCACCAAGCAGCGGGGCAGUUACUUUUGUGAAUAUCUACAAGGCGGACAAGCGGCAAAGCAAAGUGACCAAGGACAAAUUCGAUAAGGGCGCUCGCAAGAAGGGCAAACACUGCAACUGA
Messenger RNA from Durusdinium trenchii, 852 nucleotides. NCBI's taxonomy places the organism in Eukaryota, Dinophyceae, Suessiales, Symbiodiniaceae. The record is from the annotation of a GenBank genome assembly.